AUGAAGAAGAAGGCUUUCAGGAGCAAAGUGAAGGAGGAGAUGAAAGCAGCACAGCGGGAGGUGAAACGCUGCCUGAGGGAAGCAAAGGACACCUACAGGAGGAAGGUGGAGCAAAAGUUGGAGAGGAACAACAUGAGGGAGGUCUGGAAUGGUGUGAAAACCAUCACAGGCCACAACACCAAGAAAAGCACAGUGGGGGGGACUGUGGAGAAGGCAAACGAACUCAACAACUUCUUCAACAGGGAGCCGCUACAACGAGUCUUCAACCUCAGUCUGCGACUGGGGAGAGUGCCCGCCCUAUGGAAGACAUCCUGCAUCGUCCCGGUCCCCAAAAAGAACAGGCCCAAUGAGCUGAAUGACUUCCGACCGGUGGCACUGACGUCACAUCUUAUGAAGACUCUAGAGCGGCUCUUCCUCAACCUCCUCAGACCACAGGUACAACAUGCCCAGGACCCACUACAGUUUGCAUACAAGGCGGGUGUCGGAGUGGAGGAUGCCAUCCUGUACCUCCUACACAGAGCCCACUCACACCUGGAUGGGGGAAAAGGCACGGUCAGGAUACUGUUUCUUGACUUUUCCAGUGCCUUUAAUACCAUCCGGCCCUGUAUGCUUCAGGAAAAACUGAACAGGAUGGAGGUGGACCCCUGCCUGGUCGCUUGGAUCUCCGACUACCUCACCGACAGACCACAGUACGUCAGGGUGAAGGACAUCACGUCUGACACUGUGGUCAGCAGCACAGGAGCACCACAGGGAACUGUGCUGUCCCCUCUUCUCUUCACCCUGUACACCUCUGACUUCUGCUACAACUCUAAAUUAUGCCAUAUUCAGAAGUUUGCAGAUGACACGGCCAUCAUGGGGUGUAUUUGGGAUGAUCAGGAAGAGGAGUACAGGAGUCUGGUGAGGAACUUUGUCGCAUGGAGUCACACAAACCACCUGCAACUCAACACCUCAAAGACUAAGGAACUGGUUGUGGACUUCGGGAGGUCCAGAGAAGGUAUGUAUGGGCCAGAUGAGGGCUGGGCAUCUGCCUACCCACAAUGUGGAGAGAGAAACCAGUCACCAAUCAAUAUUGUGGAUAAGGAUACCAAAAUAUCCAGAGAAUAUCAGGAGCUGACACUGGAGGGUUUUAACAUAGAAUCUUCAAAUAAGACAUCUAUGAAGAACACUGGCAAAACAGUCGCCAUCAUGUUGAAAGAUCAUUACUUUGUUCGGGGAGCAGGUCUACCAGGGAGGUUUAAGGCAGAAAAAGUAGAGUUUCAUUGGGGUACAAGCAAUGGAUCGGAGGGCUCUGAACACAGUAUCAAUGGCCAACGUUAUCCUGUGGAGAUGCAGAUCUACAUGUAUAACUCAGAUGACUUUGAAAGUCUCACUGCAGCACUCAGAGAGAAGAGAAUCAUUGCAGCCAUGGCUGUUUUUUUCCAGGUGGGAGGAAGGGACAAUCCUGCCGUUGACCCCAUAAUCCAUGGCCUAAAGGGUGUGGUCCAUCAUGAAAAGGAGACCUUUCUGGAGCCAUUUGUGCUUAAGGACCUGCUGCCAUCCUCACUGGGAAGUUAUUAUCGUUACACUGGCUCUUUGACCACUCCACCCUGCAGCAAGGUGGUAGAGUGGAUCAUUUUCAGCAGUCCUGUCUACUUCUCUUACAAACAGUUGGAGGCUUUCUACUCCAUCUUCACCACAGAGCAACAAGACCAUGUUAAGUCGGUGGAGUAUCUGCGCAGCAACUUCAGGCCCAUCCAGAGCUUAGAUAACCGGCACGUCUUCAAGUCUGCAGUAAAAGAUGCCUGGUUGCCUGACCUAAAUGACAGCGGCAGCAACCCGUAUGGCACAGAGGCUUCCAAAGUCUGCAGUAGUGCUCCCAUAAACAUGAAGGUGCAGCAUGUCAAUGGCAGUGCUUUGGUGGUGCGUUGGGCUCAUCCGGAGGUCACCUACCACUCACCCAUCCAGCAUUUCCUGGUAUCUUACAGCUGGACGGCCCAUGAUGACAGCUAUGAAGAGACCCACCUAACGGAUGCCAAACACAAACUGGAGGCCAUCAUUUCUCCAGUCUCCCCCGAUGUGCUCUACCUCUUUCGAGUCCAGGCUGUCUGCACUAAUGACAUGCGCAGUGACUUCAGUCAGAGUAUGCUUUUUAGAGAUGUAAAACAAAUAAAUGGAACAAACAAGCCAACACUGUCUCCAGCCUCCUCGGCUGAUAUGGCUCCCAUUUCCUCUGGCUCAUCAACUUGGACUUCAUCUGGUAUCCCCUUCUCAUUUGUCUCUAUGGCAACAGGCAUUGGUCCAUCCUCCAGUGGUAGUCAAGCAACUGUGGCAUCUGUGGUGACCAGCACUUUACUGGCUGGCCUGGGCUUCAGUGGUGGUGUCAUUUCCUCUUUUCCCAGCUACAUUUGGCCAAGCAGAGCACCCAACCACAAUCCCACCUCUCACCACCAGGCUACCAAAGCCAGUGAGCAGAUGAAAGAAACGCCUGCUGUUGUCAGUGCAGCAGUUAAGGAUAAUAAUGAAGCUGGGAGUGAGGACAGAGAAAACUGCAAAGGUCAAGGAGAGGACAGAGAGAGGGAAGGCGAGGAUACGGAUGAUGAGAAGGAAGAAGAAGAGAAAAAAGACAAGGAGAGGAAAGGAUCGGGAGGUUUAAGCAGGGCAAAGAGGAAGGAUAGCAACAUAGCAGCAAAGCAUUUAUUUGGUAAGAUGCCUUACUGUGGUGCACGGGAGAAGGAACAGACUGAAAAAGAGCCUACUAAACCACCGCCUGUUCGAAAAGACCAACUAAAAGCAAAUACUUACAAUCCACUUCACUCUUACCCAAGUCUUACCGCAGAAUCAGCCAAUCAAACAGCAGCAGUCCCCAUCCAGGAGGACCUGACAGUGACACUUAGGCACCGCAUAAUGAGGGAUGAAAAGCACAGGCCUUUCUCCUACCACACCGGACCAGUACCAGUUCCUAUACAGGACUCUACUUAGGCCCAUCAGUGUCAACGUGAAUGGUUUGGGUCUUCUGGCCAGAGAUUUUAAUGAGACAAUACUGACUGUGUCAGACCGGUCCGAGAGUAUGGAGCUGUUGGUCUGAAACAGGCUCUUCAGAACAAGGAGCUCUGCUGAAGAGCCUGUCCCGUGGAUCCAAAGCACCUGUGUUGUUCCUGAGCCCAUAAAAGAAGCACUUAUCUUUGAAAAACGUCAAGGAACUAUCGUGGACAGGACUUUCCAAUGCCUUUUUCGCCAGACUCUUGGUUAAAAUUAAUAACCUGAUUACUUUUUUACACAGAUAUAAAGUUUUGAUAUUUAUUUUUUUUCACCAAUUUAUGUCUUAUGGUUCUCCUACUGAAGGGUUUACACCUGUUUUUAAGUUUCACAACAGUGUCAGUGGGCAGCGAGAAACACUUUUUGUCUUUUCUUGUUUGCACUAUUCAGUGUAGUGUUACAGCCUACAUAUACUAAAGCAGACUCACUUGGAUUUUCCUCAAUCAGACUUUUUUUAUGGAGACAUUUCAGGGCUUUGACUUGUUAAGCCAACCGCUUCUGUGAAGGACAUCACAAGUUUUCUGUCUCUAUAACAAGAUGUCUGACUUCUGCUCAGCAUGACGUCCUACACCAUGCUCACACAUCAUGUUACUAUUCAUUAAUCACAAGAUUAAUGGGAAGAAGCUCAUGGAAGGAUGACCAUGAACAA
This is a messenger RNA of Pundamilia nyererei, 3664 nucleotides long. RefSeq names its product receptor-type tyrosine-protein phosphatase gamma-like. NCBI's taxonomy places the organism in Eukaryota, Metazoa, Chordata, Actinopteri, Cichliformes, Cichlidae. Gene Ontology annotation, cellular component: plasma membrane. The transcript has 13 exons. The record is from RefSeq and is a predicted model, not a curated record. Bases 1 to 2958 code for a protein of 985 amino acids. Gene Ontology annotation, molecular function: zinc ion binding; carbonate dehydratase activity; protein binding.